Messenger RNA from Dunckerocampus dactyliophorus (ringed pipefish), 4718 nucleotides. Its product is annotated as rho GTPase-activating protein 6-like. The record is from RefSeq and is a predicted model, not a curated record. The coding region runs from base 236 to 2881 and encodes 881 amino acids. NCBI's taxonomy places the organism in Eukaryota, Metazoa, Chordata, Actinopteri, Syngnathiformes, Syngnathidae. Gene Ontology annotation, biological process: signal transduction. The transcript is spliced from 15 exons.
AGUCGGCAGUGUUGACUUGUUUUUGUCACGGCUUUUUUCCCUUUAUGUCAAGUUUUGCUUUGUUCCGGUUGACUGAUGCGGCAAAUUAUUCCUCUCUAAGAAGACCAAAGGGCCGAAUACCCGUGCAAGGACUGCUGCGACAGAUAUCGCUGCUAACAGACCCAAUACACAGGCUCAUCGUUGUAGUUGGGUGGCUUGAGGAAGACGCACUGGCCAGGUCUAAAAAGAAGGAGCCAUGUCUGCAGCCCAGGGGCUUCUCAACAGCGUCUUCUCGUGCUCCUCGCCAGCCUCCAAAGCCUUAACCAAACGGAGGUUACGGCAGACCAGGAGUCUGGACCCGGCCAUCAUCAGACACUGCGGCACCGGGACCGACGGAGCAAGUGGCGCGCAGCUGUCCGGAGCGGUGUCCCAGGACGCAGGUGCGUCUUUGAAACAGGCUACGCGCGCCAAGACUUUCACAUUGAAACAACCCAUCGCAGCAUCCAUCUCCUCUCCCUCCAUACCUCUGGACCUAUCCCCUUGUUCCAACUUUCACUUUGACUAUGAGAUCGUGAAGCGCUCCAAACGGAACACUAGCGGCGAUUUACCGCUGCUUGUGCGGGGCUCCGGGUUCGCGCCAUCUGGGAGCACCGGCACGCUCUUCUCACCUCGGAGGUGGCUCCAGAGAAGGACACAGCCACCGAUCUACCAUGCUGACGUCGUGUGGAAGUCAGAGGGUGACUUCACAUGGAGCAGCCUGUCCGGCCAGAGUGUACGUCUGACUUCAGUCGCCAUUCAGAGCCUGUCAGAACUGGAGCGAGCCAGACUCCAAGAAGUGGCCUUCGCCCGCUUGCACCAAGACCAUGACGUCGGAUGUCAGAUAACUUUGCCAAAAGACGGACAGAAGAGGAAGAAGUCGCUAAGGAGGAAGCUGGAUUCUUUAGCCAAAGAGAAGAGUAAAGACAAAGAGGGUGUCCCUCAAGCCUUCAGUAUACCACUCUCGCAGGUCAUUGCGAACGACAGGACGCACAGGCAGCGCCAGGACGGCUAUCGCCAGGAUCCGCCACAGCGAGAGGAGCACAAGGACUCCUCUGACCUUGUCUCCUCCAUCCUACAGUUUGCCACCAAGCGGCCGUCGAAUAAGGAACUCUCAAGCAGCAACUCCUCAUUGAGCUCCACAUCGGAGACAGCCAAUGAGUCAACGUCGCCCAACACACCUGAGGCUGCACCACGAGUGCGCAGACGGGGUGGGAUGUCAGUGGAUUCGAUCACUGACCUGGAUGACAACCAGUCCCGCCUGCUGGAGGCGCUGCAGCUCUCGCUGCCUGCAGAGACACCAAAUAAGAAGGAGAAACAAAGGGACAAACGGUUGAGCCUCAACCCAAUAUACCGGCAGGUGCCUCGUGUGGUCGACAGCUGCUGCCAACACAUUGAGAAAUACGGUUUGCAGACGGUCGGAAUUUUCAGAGUUGGAAGUUCCAAGAAAAGAGUUCGACAGUUGCGUGAGGAGUUUGACCGCGGCUUUGAUGUCCAAUUAGAUGAGGAGCACAGCGUCCACGACGUGGCCGCCUUGCUGAAGGAGUUCCUCAGGGACAUGCCUGACCCACUCCUCACCAAAGAGCUGUACACCGCCUUCAUAAACACUACAUUGUUGGAUCCAGAUGAGCAGCAGAUUGUCACCCAGCUACUGGUCUACCUGCUCCCAGCAUGCAACAGUGACACUCUUCAUCGCCUCCUGGAAUUCCUGUCCACCGUGGCUGACCACGCCCAUGACCGGCAGGGCAAGGAUGGACAAGAGAUCACAGGGAACAAGAUGACCUCCUUGAACCUUGCCACCAUCUUUGGUCCCAACCUACUCCAUAAACUCAAGUCCUCGGAUAAGGAGUUCAGUGUUCAAAGCUUCGCGAGAGCCGAGGAAAGCACGGCCGUCAUCGCCGCGCUGCAGAGGAUGAUCGCCAGCUACCAGACACUCUUCAUGGUCCCACCUGACCUCCAAAAUGAAGUUUUGAUGAGUCUACUGGAGACCGAUCCCGAUGUGGUGGACUACCUCCUGAGGCGAAAAGCAUCACAGAGUCCCGAUCUCCACCAGUCUGAGGAUCCAUUCACUCUGAGCGAGCGCCACUCCUCCAGCGACUCCAACAAAGCGUCCAGCGGGGAGGUGUCCCCCUACGACAACAAUUCCCCCGUCCUGAGCGAACGGCGAGGGGAGGCAGGAAAGCCGGGAGCAGACAGCUGGGUUGCACCAGACAGUAUAUCGGAGGAGCACGCUAACAUUUGGGGAACAUGGCACGCGACUCUGAAACCAACACUCCAAGACCAAACAUACACAGGGUCCCAUGGCAACAUGUCGGAGGGAAGCUCCCGCAGCUCACAGGAGGGACUUGAUGGACUCCAUGGUGACAGCAGACACCAGCCGAUGGCACAAACGACGGGAGCAGCACCUUGCAUUGCUGAGUGCAGACCCCACCCGCCGGUGACCCGCAUGUGCACCAGCCCUCAUGUGAACACGAGGCGGCCGCACCUGCAGCCGACCAUCAGUCUUGCGUCUGCAACAUUGCUUGUGAACCGAACAGAGGGGAUCCAGCAUGGAGCCAGCCCGACGUCUGGACCGAAGGGCAGGGGGAACGCUAAGGAGGGCGGUUCUGCCAUUGUCACCGGAAGCCGCUGCCCUCCUCCUUAUAACGCUCAUCACCGACUGGCCGCUUGUCAGAGUUCACCUCAGCUUGCAGCAGCUCAGCAGCACCCUCUGCAGCACAGAAAGCCAAAUGCAGAGCAGAAAAACUCAGAUGGGACGAUGACGCCGCACACCUCGGAGUGGCAGGACUGGCAGAGGGACCGGUGGCAAAUCUGGCAGCUGUUGUCUUCAGACAAUGCAGACACGUUGCCGGAGACGCUGGUGUGAGAUCAUCAAGCCCAGCUUCAUGCCAGAGUUGACUCUCCCGUGACAAUCACACGGCCUCAUCUUUCCUUCUCGUCCAUCUCUGGAUCCGCCAGCAUGUUCACGCCAUGGCAUUGUUGUUUACAUGUUCAGCUGCUGCUUUCUAUGAACUUUGAACCAUCCAUGGGCCACCACACACUUUCUUAUGUUUGGAUAUAGUUUCUGCCUGACAUGUCGGUAUUGGAAAAUGCCCACCAGAAAUACCUCAAAAAUCACCACACAUCUUCAGAACAUUGCCACGAAUGCCAUUCUGGUGUCAUUCAGCCUUUUUAAAGCAUCUCUUAGUGGCGAACCACAGGUAAAAUGGCUGUUAAGUUAGUAAAAAAGGCAACUUUUGUGACCACUAUAUGCAGAAUUCUUGUACGCGCCACUAAAGGGGGUCUUCAAACUGAUCAAAUGUUUUGAUUUGCCAAAUCUAACUCAGCUCUGUCAUUCUUCAAGCCUUUCAUGUAAAUGUUAGUCUUUGUAAGACUGCCCUUUUGUCCUCGGUGUUGAAUGUAAUCGUAAUAUAAAAGCACUCGGCUGUAAGUAAACCACCUACUGCGCUAUACGGUAAGUGCCAAAUAUGUAUUGUUUUUGAAUUAUUUUUUUCUUCAGGAUAUUUGUUGGUUUCAUGUCAUGUAUUUGUUGAGAGAGAGGGUCACAGGCAGGCCAAGGACGUUUGCGUAGCAUUUAGGAACGUAUUCAUUUUAGCUCCCGGCUUAUGGUAGUAAAAUACAAACUGUGUUGCGACAGAAGAAAGAGUAGUCCAACUGUAUAUGACAUAUUGUAUAUGACAUAUACAGUGGUGUGAAAGUGUUUGCCCCCUCCUAAUUUCUUAUUUCUUUGCAUGUGUCAUACUUAAUUUGUUUCUGAUCAGACAAAUUUAAAUACUAGCCAAUGACAACACAAAAUGCAGUUUUUAAAUGAAACCUUUUAUUUUUAAAAGUGAGAAAACCUACAUGGCUCUGUUUAAAAAAAAGGCAUUGCCCUCUCUGUUGCAUUAAUUUUCAUUCAUUCAAUUUAUUCACCAAAACAUACGAAAACCGAGGCAAUUUUCCCGUAGGAAAUAAUGUAAGUCCAAUUAAUCUGUUCUGAACAACAAAAAUACUAACAAAAAAUAAAAUUUUAAAAAUCGGGAAAAAUUAUUGCUUUAAGGUGCAGAAAGUGAAAUAAUUAUAAAUGACUGGAUGAAACGUAUAGUUGAUACAGACUUCCCGUACAUGUGGACAACAUUGAAUAAUAGCGUUUCUCACUUUGUUCAAAUUGCUGCCACUCACAAACUUUCUUUGACCCCAUGGCGGGUUAUUUAGCAGUCGCACAUUUUUAUAAAGUAAUGCACAUGUGCACAGUGAGGGGCUGUCCACACUGAAAUGUUUUCCGCUAAAAACGGCGAAGCGUUUCAUCGUUUCAGCCUUUCAUUCACACGGACACUGCGUCCUGGGUGGCCUGAAACGGUAUUUUCAGAAAACGGCUUCCAGAGUUCCGACAAAAUAUCUGAAUACUUCCACUGACAUGACUCAACCCAGUCGACAUUCUGAUAUUUCUUUUGCCUUGUACUCAAAUGACUCAGAAGUAAUUCCACUUAGUUGUCAUUCUGGGCCAGCCCUGGAAAGUGGAAGACAACAGACUUCUUCUCUAUAGUUUUGGUGUCACAUGGUUCUGUCUGCAUGUCGGUUUACAGCGCCAUAAGUGUGCCUUACGUCUUACAUGGUUUCCAUCCGUGAUCCAUUCCUGUCUGCAUGCAACUUUUUACUAAUCAGGCAGUAUGGACGCAUUUUUUUUUUCACCCCGGCAAAAAAAAAAAAAAAAAAAAAGAAAA